GAGCCUAAAACAGUGUGGCUCUGAGGAGGCGGAGGAGUUGCUGUCGGACCGCCCAUCCACCGGCCGUUGAUUCCCGCAGUCGAACAUGGCGGUUGCACACCAGGCAAAGGGGAAGCGGUUCCUCCUGCAGUAUCUGCGGAAAGCUUCGCCUUCGUUGUUUGUCUCGGCGCCUUGUCGGCAUCGUCAUUACAAGAAGAAAUGGGCAGCCACUGCUCCUCGGGCAAAUAAUACCAGAGUGGCUCUCCAGGUCUUCGACAUGAACUAUGGAGACCAGUUUGGCAGCCUCUGGCCUUCAAUUCGCAUCAGUCUCCUGUCAAUGCAAAAAUAUGGGGCCCUAGUCAACAAUUUCUCUGAUGUAGAACAGGUCAUUCAGAGUCUGGAAAACCUCAAUGCAGUAGAUUUCAUCCAAGAAUCUCAGGAAGUAAUUGAGGAAUUAGAUUCCUCCAUUGAAGAUGACAGUGUGCCAACUUCAUCUCCCCAAAUCCAGACAGAACUUUCAAAGACUCAGGCACAAUAUUUUCCUUCUGUCAGUCCUAACAUCAAAUGUUAUACUUUCCCCAAAGGAGACAUCAGUCGUUUUCGUCAAGCCAGACCAGACAUCGUAGGAAUUCUUGGUUACUAUCUCCUGGAUGCUGCCUCGAUUUUACCUGUUUUGGCUCUCAAUGUACAGCCUGGAAGCAUGGUCCUUGAUCUUUGUGCAGCCCCAGGUGGGAAGAUGCUGGCACUUUUACAGACUGGGUGUUGUCGUGUGCUGACAGCCAAUGAUCUCUCUGGUUCUCGCACUGUCCGGCUACGUAACGUCCUCCGCAGCUAUCUCCCCAAAGAGAUCCAAAAUGUAGUGCGGGUUACCUCGUUGGAUGGAAGAAAUUGGUCCCAGACAGAAACAGGCACUUAUGAUAAGGUACUUGUUGACGUGCCAUGCACAAAUGAUCGAAAGUCAGUCUUGGAAGAAGAUAACAAUAUCUUCACAUACGGAAGAAAAGGAGAACGUCAGAUGUUGCCAAUGCUCCAGCUGCAACUGCUCAUAGCUGGAGUCCUUGCUGCUAAGCCAGGAGGAGAGGUGGUAUAUUCCACAUGCUCUCUGUCUGAGCUCCAAAAUGAGUAUGUGGUUGAGAGAGCUGUGGAGUUACUAAACAUCCAGUACAGCAUCAAUGUGACAGUAGAAGACUUGAGGCAUUUUCGGAGACUGUUCCAGAACACAUUUUCUUUCUAUUCAAAUUGUAGACUUGGAGAACUUAUCCUGCCCCACCUCACAGCUAACUUUGGACCCAUGUAUUUUUGCAAAUUGCACAGAGUGAAUUAGAUUGAGGAAAGAACAGUAUAUUAUUAAAUAUCUCUUCAAAAGAUGAAAUGGAAUUUACAAAAAGCCACAGACAUUUUAUUUUGUAGGUUACAUGCCUGGGCCCUUUACAUGUCAUUCAAUGCUUCUUGUUUUUUUUUUUUUUUCAAGGAA
Messenger RNA from Crotalus tigris (Tiger rattlesnake), 1453 nucleotides. It is a transcript of the gene NSUN4, whose product is annotated as NOP2/Sun RNA methyltransferase 4. The coding region runs from base 86 to 1303 and encodes 405 amino acids. The transcript has 6 exons. Gene Ontology annotation, molecular function: methyltransferase activity. The record is from RefSeq and is a predicted model, not a curated record. Gene Ontology annotation, cellular component: mitochondrial large ribosomal subunit. NCBI's taxonomy places the organism in Eukaryota, Metazoa, Chordata, Lepidosauria, Squamata, Viperidae. Gene Ontology annotation, biological process: rRNA methylation.